UCGAUUAGCCACUUCACACAAGACGCCUCUCGUAACGGUAACUCGAUCGUCUCCUGAUCCGGGUGGUGCGGCUGGGAAACCCCGCAAAGAUCGCCGGAGAUGGCCUCGGCCUGCGUCAACAAUGUAUCUUCGCGGCCGGACUCCGCCUUCCUCGACUUUGCUGCACCUUGCCUCAGGGUCGCCUUGAGUCGCAACCUUGAAGUCAACCUAGAACCAGCUGCCUCAGAGUUGAACAGAUCCAUAGAUCCAGAUGAUUCAGGCGAGGAGCUUCCAGAGUUCGAGUUCCGUAUUGAUGAUCCCGUUGUGAUGCUACCCGCCGACGAGCUGUUCUCCGACGGAAAGUUGGUUCCGCUCCGAACCGUGGCGGUGCAGCUGUCGGUGGAGUCCGCAGACGAGAAAAACUCGUCGGAGCUGGAGAUGGUAACGGAAGUUCUACGAUCGGAUCCUUACCAGAAGUCGUUCAAGGCGACGAGGAGCGCCAGCCGGUGGAGGGAACUACUCGGUUUGAAGAGGAACCAUAACGCCAAAGAGGAGACCCAUAAAUCGACAUCUCCAUCGCAAAAGGGCGAGGAGAACCAUAAAUCGACGUCGCCUCUGCAAAUGGGUCUGAAUCCUAGCAGCAGAUCUUUUCGCCGCCUCCUCCGCCACGCGAAACCAUCAUCUUCCGUAGAUUCCUUCGCCACCGUUCCGCUCCUCCGCGACUCGCUCUCGGAGCCGGCAUCCAUCUCCGCACGCCGCUCGCUCUCCUCCUCUUCCUCUUCUUCUGGCGCCGACCACGACGAGUUACCACGGUUCUCUCUCGACUCCGAGAGACCGACCCAGUCACCGAUUUUGCUCUCCCGAGCCCCGCUGGCGGUUCGACUCUCACAACCGAGGCGCGCCACAACAGAGCGGCAGCACCAGCCGGAGAGAGGGGAGCAGAGCCCGGUCAGACGCCGGUCGGAGGCAGGACCGCCGCCGUUGGUGGCUUCAGUGGACAGCCCGCGUAUGAAUGCCUCGGGUAAGGUUGUGUUCCAGGGACUGGAACGGAGCUCAAGCAGCCCUGGUAGCUGCCAAGGGGGAAGCCACCGCCAACGGGUGAGACCAUACCAGGGAAUGGAGAGGUCCUACUCGUCCAAUGUCCGGGUAACACCGGUCCUCAACGUGGUCCCUGUGGGUUCCCUCCUGAUCGGCUCCUCCAAGCCUGGCUCGGUGUUCGGCUUGGGCCAACUCCUGUCCCCCAGCAAGAACAGCGUUGGUGCCCGCAGAAACAAGAUCGUCGAGAGAGACAGGAACCCUGAACAUAAACAGGCACUUCAGGUCAAGUGUGAUGAGUAUGCUUCUGAUACUCAUCCCUCUUCAUGGAUCAAACAAACUUUGGUCUGACAAGCUAGUUAAUGUAACUUGCAAAUAUGCAAUCAUCUGGCUCUGGCCUGACUCUGACCCAUCAAUUUUCCUGUCACCAAAAGGAAAAUGAUAUCUAUAACUUGGCAAAAGUGGGUCCUUUACUUGAAAGUUGAAGGAGUUAGGUUAAUUCAGGCUUUUGGUGCAGUAAUUCCAUUUCCAGUCGUUGCUUGAUGGUGAAUCAUGGGUAGACUAUGCGAAUGAAAUCUUUGUUGGAAGAUGAAUAAUAAAAACUUGUUUGCUUCCUGCUUUAAUGGUAAGAAAUAUAUUUUAUUUUCCAGUUGUCUCUAAGUUACUGCAAAGAAAGGAGUAAUGCAUCCAUGGUGCUGGCUCUUUCAAAACCCAUAAUUUGCCUUGAAGAAAUUCCCCUUUGAUGGUUGUGCCAAGCACAAACUGCCAAUCAUCCAUAAGAUAGCUGGUUAAAUGAUUAUUUAAAACACUUUAGAAGUGAGGACCCAUUGUCACUCUGGAUCCCACUUAUGGAUAGAGGAGUUAAGGAGAUAAACAAUGAGCAGUGGGCAUGAUGUGAAUGGGACCUAGCACUGCCAUCCAUCUCUUUCACACUUCCAAAAUCAAUCAAGAGAAACUAACAAAUGCAAUCAGGCUUUCUCCAGUCAAGGUUUUUUCUUUAGUACUGUGAUGGAUCCAAUAUUGGGACACUCAAUCUCUGACCUCCUCCAUCAAGAAGUCAUGUCGCAUACACUAGAGCAGAUAUGACAUUUAUAGGAAAGGUAUCUUGGAUGACAAGUGAUGAGAAUCACACUUAGGAAGGUAAGAUUUCGAAGACAAUCAUUUAUAUGCGAAUUGUGCAGAAAUAGCCUAAGUUCAUGCAUCCAUCAUGAGCAUGAACUGAUCAGGGCAAUGCCUUGAUCUUCUGUGGAAUUUAUUUAGUAAAAUACUAUUUGGAAAUUUUGUUUAAUUCGGCUAAUUGAUUUUGCCACAUACAGAGAAUACUUACAGUUGCAGUUGUUUUGCCUAGUUGCAAUCCUUGAGCAUCAAGAUAGCAAGUUAACCAAGUAGUUUGCACAAUGAACCUUGUUUUGUCGCAUUUUCUAUAUAUUGAAAGCUAAGGUAUAAACUACAAUCUAGAUGGCAUUUAUGUAUUUGCUCACUAGGAACACCGGCCUAAAGAAAAGUAUCUUUCACAAUCAUCACUAGGAACUACCUAUUGAUGUUUUUCGGAGGAGCUCAUCCAGAUAUAUUUUUAGCUACAAUGUGGUACUAUCAACUACUACAAGUUUCUUUCCUUCAUUAGCUUAAACCGAGCUUGUGGAAAUGGUGAAUUGGGUAAGAACAUACGACAACUUUUGAUGAUGGAAUGUUGUCAUUGCCUCA
This is a messenger RNA of Zingiber officinale, 2718 nucleotides long. RefSeq lists its product as uncharacterized. The record is from RefSeq and is a predicted model, not a curated record. The transcript is spliced from 2 exons. NCBI's taxonomy places the organism in Eukaryota, Viridiplantae, Streptophyta, Magnoliopsida, Zingiberales, Zingiberaceae. Bases 100 to 1365 code for a protein of 421 amino acids.